AUGUAUUUAGGUGGAGAGACUGUGCCAAAAGAAUAUUUUACCACUGAAGAUACUGCAGCAGAUUUAGAAACAUUGGAUCUUUUUUUUACUGAGACAGACCUAAAUUUACAACCAGAAUUGGAUUCCGAUUCAGAUAUAAAAAUCUUUUGGAAAUGUUUUGAAGAUGCAAUGAGUCCAAAUAUAAAAAGGCGAUGA
Entrophospora candida is the source of this 195-nucleotide messenger RNA. NCBI's taxonomy places the organism in Eukaryota, Fungi, Glomeromycota, Glomeromycetes, Entrophosporales, Entrophosporaceae. The record is from the annotation of a GenBank genome assembly.